AUGCGUCCAUUAACACCCCUCCUCACCCUCCUCACCAUCCUACCCUUUACAACCGCCCACCCAACCCACCAGUCCCAAACCCAACUCCAACCCUUAACAGCAAACAACACAACAGAACUCCGCGCCCUCCCCCUCGUAAUCUGGCACGGCCUAGGCGACACAUACCUCAACCCAUCCCUGCAAUACCUAAUCCAAGCCGCUGAAGCCGCCAAUCCAGGAACCUACACCUACCUAAUCCACCUCUCCCCUAGCAGCACCGGCGACCGCCAAGCGACCUUCCUGGGCAACCUCACCACGCAAGUCGCCUACGUCUGCGACCAACUAGCCCGCGACCCAAUCCUCUCCACAGCACCCGCCAUCAACGCCCUCGGCUUCUCACAAGGCGGACAAUUCCUCCGCGCCUAUAUUGAACGCUGCAACAACCCCCCGGUCCGCACACUAAUAACCCUCGGCAGCCAACACAACGGCAUCUCGCAAUUCCAGUCCUGCGCCUGGAACGACUUCAUCUGCCGGGGCGCCGAAGCACUUCUUCACUCGGGACGAUGGUCAUCCUUCGUGCAGGGACGGCUCGUCCCCGCGCAGUAUUUCCGCGACCCUGAACCCACCGAGAUGGAAAACUACCUCCAAUACAGCAAUUUCCUGGCGGAUGUGAAUAAUGAGCGCGAGGUGAAGAACGAGACGUAUAAGGAGAACUUGAGCAAGUUGGAGAAGUUUGUGAUGUAUAUGUUUGAGGAGGAUCGGAUGGUGGUGCCGAAGGAGUCGAGUUGGUUUGGGGAGGUGGAUGGGGAAUCUGGGGAUGUGGUUGGGAUUAGGGAGAGGAGUAUUUACAAGGAGGAUUGGAUUGGGUUGAAGGGGUUGGAUGAGAAAGGGGGAUUGGUGUUUAGGACGUUGAAGGGGGGUCAUAUGCAGUUUGAUGAUGAGGAGCUGGAGGAUAUUUUAAAGGAGUUUUUGGGGCCUGUGGAGGUGGAGGUUGGGGAUGAUGAUGAGCACUAA
Messenger RNA from Aspergillus niger, 993 nucleotides. RefSeq lists its product as uncharacterized. The coding region runs from base 1 to 993 and encodes 330 amino acids. The transcript is spliced from 2 exons. Gene Ontology annotation, molecular function: thiolester hydrolase activity; palmitoyl hydrolase activity. The record is from RefSeq and is a predicted model, not a curated record. Gene Ontology annotation, cellular component: lysosome. Lineage: Eukaryota; Fungi; Ascomycota; Eurotiomycetes; Eurotiales; Aspergillaceae.